AUGUCACAACAGGUCGGAAGUCAGAUUUUCCCCAUUCAUCUAGAAUGGCUGGGUGGACGCAAUACCUUUCAACAAAGCAACUUUUCCGUUCGCAACGCUCACAUAUGCUUGGAAGACAUGAAAGACUCGGAUGUAAUUAUGCCCGUGACCUUAGUGAAACACGGAGAUAAAGUCAUAUUCAGAACGAACAAUGAAAGGAUGGGGAAAGAUUUUAAUCUAAGUAACAUCGUAAACAUUCACGUUUUUACUUCUGACCCCACAUAUGCGGUUUUUGAAAUCUCUUCCAACAACGGACCUUAUCGUUUUGAGGUUAUUCAUGCACCUGGCAAUGAAACAUUAAAUCAAGUUCACGAUUUUCUUUUUACACGCAACUUUGCCUAUGCUUCAGCACAAAUACUACCUAGGAAAGAGAAUUCUCCAACAUCUUCCAAUUCCGAUACUUACGAAGCGCCUGAAACCGGACAACCCGCCACCAACGGUGUCUCUACGCCGGAGUUGCAAACAGAAGAGGGCUACGAGGAGGUGGCCGUGAAACUGGUUGACCAGAUGAUCAAUGGCCAUGAAAGUCCAUCAACAUCGCCCGAAGUGGAGGAUCCUGUGCAGGUGAAGGAUGAAGUUGCUAGUGAAGAAGUCGGCAAGACGAGAUCAUCCUCCUCUACUACCUCGGUUUCAUCGGACACUAACAUAGAAAAGAUACAGAAAGAGGAUAAUUCAGUGGUGUCUGACAAUUGGGAAUCUAGAAUAAAUCAUCAGGAAGUCAAUGAAGCCGAGGCGCCUCGCACUAUUGAAGUCUCACGACCACGCCAUUUCUGCAAACUGCGUCUCCUUACUAAUAUCAUCGCAGAGGAAGGAAUUGACACAAGACAUUACCAUGAUGACGGUCGCCUCUACGUUGUCUCCAGGAUUGCCUUCCAAUCGACAAAAAUUCGACCCCUCCCUACGAAGGCUAGUGUAACCGAAGAUGAAAGUGUUUCAACAAACGACGAUGGAGAAAAUUUUCCCGUUAUCAGAGUCCAACCGGUUGCCAAGAUCCCUACGAAACACCGUCAACGGCAAUCCAGGAGUCCUGUUAAAGAGAGUGAAAAGUUGAAAGGGAAGUCAAUAACUCCUGAGCGAUCAGUGUGCAAGAAAUGCAUAGGUUCCGAAGGAAAGAAAAAACUGAGGGACACCUCUCCAGCUCUACGAAUCCGUAUCCAAACACCCACCUGCAACGUUUGUGAAUGCAUCCGUUCCUGCAACAAAAAUCCCACGUCUAGUUUGUUCUGUUGCUCCCGAAGAUCCCAUCAGCCGGGAUGCUCAACUGUGCGCACCCUCUAUGUCCACAAUCCCUCAUAA
Echinococcus granulosus is the source of this 1335-nucleotide messenger RNA. RefSeq lists its product as hypothetical. NCBI's taxonomy places the organism in Eukaryota, Metazoa, Platyhelminthes, Cestoda, Cyclophyllidea, Taeniidae. The record is from RefSeq and is a predicted model, not a curated record. The coding region runs from base 1 to 1335 and encodes 444 amino acids. The transcript is spliced from 6 exons.